Malaya genurostris is the source of this 2483-nucleotide messenger RNA. Its product is annotated as zinc finger CCCH domain-containing protein 11A-like. The transcript is spliced from 2 exons. Gene Ontology annotation, molecular function: metal ion binding. The coding region runs from base 249 to 692 and encodes 147 amino acids. The record is from RefSeq and is a predicted model, not a curated record. Lineage: Eukaryota; Metazoa; Arthropoda; Insecta; Diptera; Culicidae.
UGACAGUGCUAUACAUAAAGGAGAAAGUGCUGUGCUCUUUGACAGGGAUCCAUUUUACAUAGUGGAUGGCAAAGUAAUUUGUGUUGUUGUAUUAUUAUCCAAAUUUAUCGAAAAUUUUGGAAACAACUAGCGACAGUUGGCAAGCGAUUUCUUCAAUACGAAAUAUCGAAAUUUCGUCAGCGAAAAUCGUUCUUCAACUAAGAAGGCGACGAAUUCCUCGGAAAACACCUGUACAGAAGCAACCAUUUAUGGACUUGCCAAGAAAUUUGCAUGACUGCUACUUCUUCUACUAUUCGACAUGUAAAAAAGGAACAAAUUGCGAGUAUCGUCAUGAAGUGGCGGCACUUGGCCAUGAGGAAACCUGUAAACUAUGGGCAGAAGGUAAGUGCUACAACCGCACUUGCACGAUGCGUCACAUGAAAAUUGAGAAGCCCCGUUCAGCAACGCCAUGCUUCUGGGAGGAUCAACCAGGCGGUUGUCGUAAGCCCCACUGUGUAUUCCAGCAUAAGGUUCCAAAACCAAAUGGUGCUUCCCCCCAUCCGGCCACCUCUAGUAGCAUGAUGCCGCAGGUGCCACAGGCGGCGGCAGGACCUACAGCCACUACUGCAGCUACAACUCAUCUGCUUCAUACGACAUCACCGGCCGUCGUCAUGGACUACAACUAUGCGGCCCUGAUGCCCCGCAUAAUCUAAAAGAAUCUAUUCGGCAAAACGUCUCGAAAAAGAAAAAUCGACCUACCAACGGAAACAACAGGAUCAGUGCGCCUGUCUCCAUCUUGCUCCCUGCUAGCUUAAACUACUUUUGAGCCAGUCGGUGGAAGCGAGAUAGCAUGACUAGAAAGUGAAAGGAGAAGGCGAUACGGAGUCUAGCAUGAUCCCGUUGCGUCAGCAGUUAUAUUUUCUUCAAAGCUAUAUCGUAUUGUGACAGCUCUAUUAUAUUAUUCUUUAUCGUUUCUUUUCCCUCUUCUCGCCAGCUAACGUUGUUGAAAGCAAUUGCAAUCGAUCUAAACAUUUGUUAGAAAUCCUAAUUCGAAUCAUGAAGCAACUUUCGUUAAUCGUUCAUAGUACAGUACCAAACAUUAAACCUUCAAUUACUGGUGUUUCCUUGCUUAUAAUGUAUUCCUCGGUGCAAUAGAUUCGACGCUGCCGUGGCGAGCAGCAAAGAAAAAGAAAACAAGUUGAAUAGAUUCAAGUCAAGAUCGAGUGUUUUCAGAAUCAAAUCGAACUUAUUGCGUAUUCAGUUAAUUGUUUCUGAAACAAGUGAUUAUAAAUCAAUGAAAAUUUAUCUAUUAAUCACAGGUGUAUUGUUAUGAUUUUUUUGCAUUAUAAUCUUUAUUUAUAACCUAUCAGAAUAAAAUACGUGGAAAUGGUUUUCGUUUCUUUCCUGAUUUUGCACCCUAAACGAUAUGUAUUUCAUUGGUAUGAACUUACUAGCCCUAGUGUAGACAAAAGCUAAAUUAGUAAAAAAAAUAAACAUCAUGCUAAAAACAACUGUUCUCAAAUAGAAAUUUAAAGUCGCACUAUUCAAUAGUAUAUGUAAGAAAUUCUAGUAAUUGAAAAAAAAAUCUACAUAGAGGCACGUUUUUCAGAAGCGUUGUAUGAAUUUGCUAAACAUUUAUUGCGGAAAGUUCAUUCACUAGUUAUGCAAAUCUUUCAAAAGAAAACUCAGUUGAUAGUAUUCAUCGUUAGCGAGUUUACUCGCGACAAUGCAAAGUUUAGUAAAAUGAAUCCUCCAAUAAAACACAAAUGCUAGAUCAGAAACAAACAAAUCGCGUAUAACUGAACUUCGGCUGCCGUAAUUUUUCCCUUGUUUGUUUGAAAACCCAAAUAACGCGAACUAAAUAUGCUCGUACUCUAUAUGUAAAAUCAUAGCAAAAUUUAAAAUAAAUGUAAUACCUACCAAACCGUUCCGGCUGUUCUGAUGCUUUUGGGUAGGAAUUAUUUUUUAACGUAUUUAGCAUCUACCAUUCAAGUAAAAUAUUGUAUACAUACACAAACUUAGAAAACAAAAUUGCUUGUCAAAAUUUUGUUAACACACUUUCCGUUUCUUCCAGUGAUUUUUCACUAGUAGAAAUGUAACAAUAUUGCGUUGGGAUUGUAUCGUUUGAAAAGAAACUUUUGUAAUAAUCGGAUGUGUUUAACGCAAAUCCAAUUUGGUUUUAAUAAUAUGUUUUUUGAAAAGAUAAAGAAAGUUUUCAAGCAACAAACACAUAAUAAACUGAAGAUUAUUAAUAAUACAAAUGUAUAAUAUUUCUAAAACAAUUGCACUACACAGGAAAGUAACUAAAAUUAAAUAAGAUGGUAUCAAAAAGUCGCAAAAUCGUGUUAGCUAAAGAAAUGAAAUUUAAGAAACAGCAAACACAAAAAUAAAUCCCAAGAAGAUUUGCUACACAAAAUUAUAACUACAAUACCACAACUAUACUACAGUUUGGAAGUGUAAGUCUCAAGAAAUUAUCAAUAAAGCAACCGAAACAACACGAAAAA